CUGUCACUGUCAGCAGUGUCAGCCGGUCAGCUGCCGAUUGGUACAAUAAAAUGUUAUUUAGUGUGAAUAAAAAAUCAUUGUUCACAUUUUAUUUUUCGUUUCUUAGGCCUUGUUUAGUAUUUGCUCAAACGAACAUGUCUUCUGGCAUAGUGGAUGCGGAUAAAUACUCAACGGCAUUUGUGACGGUGCCAAACAUGGAGGUGGGCAGAACUAUUGGCCAUGGUCUAGUGGAAAAUAAACUGGCAGCCUGUGUUAAUGUGGUACCGCAAGUGACGUCUAUAUACAAAUGGGAAGGCAAAAUCAAUGAGGACAGUGAGGUCCUGCUCAUGAUAAAGACAAGAACAUCUCAAGUGGACAAGCUUACAGAGUAUGUUCGAACCAACCAUCCCUACAAGGUUUGUGAGGUGAUCUCACUGCCCAUCAAGAACGGGAACCCACAGUAUUUGGACUGGAUCGGUGAAACUGUUCCGGAGAAGUAGUCUUUGACAAGGAAUUGUAGGCUGAUAUUGUAUAAGAUAAAACUUAAAAAAUGGCUGCACUAUGUUAGUAUCCUAUUUUGCCAUUGCUUUAUAAAAUCCUUGUUUCUAAAAUAAGGUAUAGUCUUAUAGGUAUAGAAUUAUUUCCUGAAUCAAUGUAAAUAACUUAUUCCACGAAUUACCCAGAGAACUGUUCCAAUCUACUCAUACUGUACACAUAUAAGCAAUUUGUGAAUGUUAUUUACUGAAGAAUACAACCUCAUCCAUUUCUUAUAACCAUACAAAUCAAAUUUGUAACUUCACAAAUAAUUUCUUACGGUAUAUAAACUGUAGAAUCUAAAAAAUAGUUGUCAAAACUGGCAGAAUCUUUUAAGUACUCUUCCCUAAAGCAUUUAAUAUUUAUGGCAUUUAUAUUUGGUCAAAGUGUAAAAUAGUAUUCAUCUGAAGCUCUUCUAUUUUCUAUCAGGUUGAAAAGACUUGUGACUUAUUGACAAUGUCAUCAUCCUGCCAUUAUCCCGUUUUUUUUUUCGGUUGGUGCAGCAUGUUUUCUUCUUCCAUACUCUUUGCUGCCUCUAACGCAAAAAGUAAAAAGACCUCAACGAAAGGUCAAUAUAAGAAUGUAAAAAGACUUAAAUGUUAGUUAUAUUUAUUAAAGCGGUUUAUCAGUGCACAUGCAUAUGAGAAAUGUAAUAACUUAAGAAAUAAAACGAGGCAUUUAUUCAUGUGAGAAGAUUGUUAAACUUAGUUUUUAGUCUGCAAAUUUUGAAAGGUAAGAUGAAAAAUGUCCAUUAACACAAGCCAAAUCACAAAAUACGUGAAGAAAUAAUAUCAAAUGCAAAAACAAUUUUCAGCAAUUACUGUAAUUCUAGUUGUGAUUCUAGGGGAGUUAGUUGCGGCAUUUCUUCCCAGUAAUAGCACAUAGGAAGUAGUAGUGCGUUUUUAGCGCCAUCUCGUGUAAUCCUGACGUUCGAAAUUGUGCUAUUUUUCAGCCUACUUUGAAUAAAUGACUUUUGAUUUUAAUGUUGUAGCAAUUGCGAUUACUUUAAUGAAUUUUCAUUGCUGAAAGUAAUUCAAGCCACUGACUGUAUACCUACUUCAAUCAAAUUACGUAUUACCAUUGAAUGUCCAAGCAAUGUAUUAAGUUGACGUGUCAAUAAUCUAUGUAAUAGUUAUGAACUAAGGUGGUCACUACAGCAAGAGUAGUAUGUAUAUAAUUUGUGUUUUUAGUAAACAUUAUCAAUAAAGGAUGUCUCUCUAAAUAACGUUAA
Messenger RNA from Helicoverpa armigera (cotton bollworm), 1744 nucleotides. Its product is annotated as protein CutA homolog. The record is from RefSeq and is a predicted model, not a curated record. The transcript is spliced from 3 exons. NCBI's taxonomy places the organism in Eukaryota, Metazoa, Arthropoda, Insecta, Lepidoptera, Noctuidae. The coding region runs from base 51 to 479 and encodes 142 amino acids. Gene Ontology annotation, molecular function: copper ion binding. Gene Ontology annotation, biological process: response to metal ion.